Messenger RNA from Arabidopsis thaliana (thale cress), 2675 nucleotides. It is a transcript of the gene AFB4, whose product is annotated as RNI-like superfamily protein. The transcript has 4 exons. NCBI's taxonomy places the organism in Eukaryota, Viridiplantae, Streptophyta, Magnoliopsida, Brassicales, Brassicaceae. Gene Ontology annotation, molecular function: auxin receptor activity. Gene Ontology annotation, biological process: protein ubiquitination. Gene Ontology annotation, cellular component: SCF ubiquitin ligase complex; nucleus. The record is from RefSeq and is marked reviewed. The coding region runs from base 273 to 2144 and encodes 623 amino acids.
CAAAAUACUUGAUGAUUCUUUUUAUUUCUUCAUCAACAAAAAUAAUGUGCAAAACCAAAAAUAUUUGUUUUUUUUUCUUUUACAUAGUCUCCUAAAUAAUGGAGGUGAAAAUGGAGAGAGAGAGAGAGUCCAAACACCAAGACCAGCUCCUUUUUCACCUAUCUCUCUUCUUCAUCUGAAUCAGAUUUUGUAUCAGAAAGAGAGCACCUGAGCUCAUAAAUUCUGGAUAAGAUCAAAGUCAGAGUCUUUCUUGUUUUUCAUCACUUACUUGUAUGACAGAAGAAGAUAGCUCAGCUAAAAUGUCAGAGGAUGUUGAGAAAUAUCUCAACUUAAAUCCACCUUGCUCCUCCUCCUCCUCUUCUUCCUCCGCCGCUACAUUCACGAACAAGUCUCGAAAUUUCAAAUCUUCUCCCCCGCCGUGUCCAGAUCAUGUCCUUGAGAACGUUUUAGAGAACGUGCUUCAGUUCCUCACUUCCAGAUGCGAUCGCAACGCAGUCUCAUUGGUCUGCAGAUCGUGGUAUCGCGUCGAGGCUCAGACUCGAUUAGAGGUUUUUAUUGGAAACUGUUACUCGCUCUCUCCUGCUCGGCUUAUUCACCGGUUCAAGCGUGUUAGGUCUCUUGUGCUUAAAGGGAAACCUAGGUUUGCUGAUUUUAAUCUCAUGCCUCCUAAUUGGGGAGCUCAAUUCUCUCCUUGGGUUGCUGCUACAGCUAAGGCUUAUCCUUGGCUCGAGAAGGUUCAUUUGAAGCGUAUGUUUGUUACGGAUGAUGAUUUGGCUCUUCUUGCUGAGUCGUUUCCUGGGUUCAAAGAGCUUACUUUGGUCUGCUGUGAAGGUUUUGGGACUAGUGGUAUUGCUAUUGUUGCUAACAAAUGCAGGCAGCUAAAGGUCCUUGAUUUGAUGGAGUCAGAAGUCACAGAUGAUGAGUUGGAUUGGAUUUCUUGUUUUCCUGAGGGUGAAACUCAUCUGGAGUCUUUGUCUUUUGACUGUGUUGAAUCCCCUAUCAAUUUCAAGGCAUUGGAGGAGCUCGUGGUUAGGUCACCAUUCUUGAAGAAACUUAGAACGAACAGGUUUGUUUCCCUUGAAGAGCUGCAUCGACUAAUGGUUCGAGCGCCGCAGUUAACGAGUCUUGGGACGGGGUCAUUUAGUCCAGACAAUGUGCCUCAGGGAGAACAACAACCGGAUUAUGCAGCUGCUUUUCGUGCUUGUAAAUCCAUAGUUUGUCUCUCAGGAUUCAGGGAAUUUAGACCGGAAUACCUCCUAGCCAUCUCUUCAGUUUGUGCUAAUCUCACCUCUCUUAACUUCAGUUAUGCUAACAUUUCUCCUCACAUGCUCAAGCCCAUCAUAAGCAACUGUCACAAUAUCCGAGUCUUCUGGGCUCUUGACUCGAUACGUGAUGAAGGACUACAGGCAGUGGCUGCCACAUGCAAGGAGCUCCGUGAGCUUCGGAUUUUCCCUUUUGAUCCUCGUGAAGACAGUGAAGGUCCUGUCUCGGGAGUAGGCCUCCAAGCAAUUUCAGAGGGCUGUAGGAAACUGGAAUCUAUCCUGUACUUUUGCCAGAAUAUGACCAAUGGAGCUGUGACAGCCAUGUCGGAGAACUGCCCGCAGCUUACUGUGUUUAGACUUUGCAUAAUGGGUCGCCAUAGGCCUGACCACGUGACAGGAAAGCCAAUGGACGAUGGAUUUGGUGCCAUUGUUAAAAACUGCAAGAAGCUAACCCGACUUGCAGUAUCAGGGUUACUAACAGAUGAAGCUUUUAGCUAUAUAGGAGAAUAUGGGAAAUUGAUCCGUACGCUAUCUGUAGCGUUUGCUGGGAACAGUGACAAGGCUCUGAGAUACGUUCUUGAGGGUUGUCCUAAACUACAAAAGCUUGAGAUCAGGGACAGUCCCUUUGGAGAUGUUGGAUUGCGCUCUGGUAUGCAUCGGUAUUCCAAUAUGAGGUUUGUUUGGUUGUCGUCAUGUCUCAUAUCCCGUGGAGGCUGCAGGGGUGUUUCUCAUGCUCUGCCUAAUGUAGUCGUGGAAGUAUUUGGAGCCGAUGGUGAUGAUGACGAAGACACUGUCACUGGGGAUUAUGUUGAGACAUUGUACUUGUAUCGAUCCCUUGAUGGCCCAAGGAAGGAUGCUCCAAAGUUUGUAACAAUUUUAUGAGAAAAACUUUGGUGCAAAUGAGGCCAUGAUUGGGGAAAAGCAAAACUAGCAAGCAGAAGAUAAUGUGUUUGUAAACUAUGCUCUAAGGUAUCGAUAAAUGCGGUAACUUUCUCCAAGCUUUUCUCAUCAAGCCUUGGGACAGUAUGGCCUUUGGGAUGAUGGACAACCACCGGAUUCUUGUACGAUUCUAUCAGCUGAGUUCCGUAAGGUUUCAGAAAAUCAGUCUCUCCUGCAACAAACAAGCCAUUUAUCAGAUUCUCGAUCAUCAAUGAACAAGGUUUUGAAGAAUUUUCAAAUCAGCUUUUGCAGAAUGUACCUAAAAAGUGGAGGGAGAGAGUUUCCAAGGAAGACGAAUAUGCAUUCUCGGCCAAUUUGGCGGAUUUGAGCUUAGCUCCUCCAAUGAUUAUAACAAACUUAAUCUUUGGUACUUUCUGAAAUGCAAUUCCCUGCAAAAGUUGUAAAUGAAUCAGAAACAGAAUUUGUAAAUAAAUAUGAUCAUGAAUACUAUAGUGUCAUUAGUAUUGACGUACC